GUCAACGGUGGCCGUCUGACUGUCAUCGACUUCAACAGGUCCUUGCGAGUCAAGGGUGUCGAACAUAGGUUCCGUAGCGUCGUGGGCACUCCCGAAUAUAUCGCCCCCGAGGUAGCCGCUGGUAAUGGUUUCUACAGUGCGAUCCGUGCGGACUUGUGGUCCUGUGGAAAGACAUUAGAG
Suillus fuscotomentosus is the source of this 180-nucleotide messenger RNA. RefSeq lists its product as uncharacterized. The record is from RefSeq and is a predicted model, not a curated record. Gene Ontology annotation, molecular function: protein kinase activity; ATP binding. NCBI's taxonomy places the organism in Eukaryota, Fungi, Basidiomycota, Agaricomycetes, Boletales, Suillaceae. The transcript has a single exon. Gene Ontology annotation, biological process: protein phosphorylation. The annotation marks the transcript as partial.